AUGGCUGAAGUAACAGAUUCAUGUUUCAACAACAUACUCCUGCUGACUGAUUCUUACAAGGUCACCCAUCACAGACAGUAUCCCGAUGGCACCACCCUCGUUUCCUCCUACUUCGAAAGCCGUGGAGGAAAAUUCCCAGAGGUGGUAUUUUUCGGACUCCAGUACAUCCUAAAGAGAUGGCUCUGUGGUCAAGUCAUCACGGCUGAGAAGAUUGCUGAAGCCAAAGAACUGUACAAGCUACACUUUGGUGCGGACCACUUCAAUGAAGCAGGAUGGACACACAUUCUAGAGAAACACGGUGGAUACCUGCCGAUGAGGAUAAAGGCUGUACCGGAAGGAUCUGUCAUUCCUUACAAGAAUGUCCUUUUCACUGUAGAAAAUACAGACCCUCAGGUCCCAUGGAUUACAAAUUGGUUUGAGACCUUACUGGUGCAGGUGUGGUACCCAAUGACGGUGGCAACAAACUCCAGAGUACAGAAGGAGUUGAUAGCCAAGUACCUGAGUGAAACGGCUGAUAAUCUGACAGGACUUCCUUUCAAGCUCCAUGACUUUGGAUUUCGAGGGGUGUCGUCAGUAGAGACGGCUGGCAUAGGCGAUGCAGCUCAUCUGGUUAACUUUCAAGGAACGGACACGAUACCAGGAAUCGUUGUUGCUAGGAAGUAUUACUCUUGUCAAAUGGCUGGAUUCUCAAUACCUGCUGCUGAGCAUAGCACAAUCACAACGUGGGGUAAGAAUGGAGAGCGGGAAGCCUUCAAGAACAUGCUGGACCAGUUCCCUACUGGCCUGGUUGCCGUGGUCUCGGACAGCUUUGAUGUGUAUAAUGCCUGUGAGAAGGUGUGGGGCGAGCAGCUGAGGGAACAGGUUAUAAGUAGAGGUGAGAGUGGAUCAAUACUCGUCAUUAGACCCGAUUCAGGAGAGCCUCGUGAGGUUGUACUCAAGAUAUUGAACAUCCUGAGCAAGGUGUUUGGAUGCUCCAAGAACUCUAAAGGCUACAAGAUGCUGCCUCCUUACCUUCGAGUGAUCCAAGGAGAUGGUAUCAGCUACGACACCAUCGAUCAGAUUCUUAGCAAGAUGAAGGAGGAAGGGUGGAGUGCGGAUAACCUUACGUUUGGCAGUGGGGGCUCUCUUCUUCAGAAACACAACAGGGACACCCAGAAGUGUGCCUACAAGUGCAGCUACUGUAUCAUAGAUGGGGAAUCGAGGAACGUGUUCAAGCAGCCAAUCACCGACCUAGGCAAGAAAUCCAAGAAAGGACAGUUGUCGCUUCAGGAAGUCGAUGGGAAAAUUGUAACGAUGGAAGAAGGAAAAGGGAACCCAAACAAAGAUCUUCUGGAGUUAGUGUACGAGAAUGGCCAGCUUCUAAAGGACCAUACUAUGGACGAGAUCAGGGAGAGGGCGGAGAUAGACAUUGUCAAACAAGGAUCUAAGAACAGGAUCAAGUAAGAUGGUUCUCAAUCAAGUGCUAUUAUAAACCACAGGGAGGAUAGGUAGUCUCUAGACCUUUCAUUGUCUCUGCCAUGCUCUCAUUUGGUCGCUCAUUCAGUGUAAUGGUUGCUAAGAUGAUGUAUAACAUGUGUUCAGAAUGGCAUCUGCAAUUUAGCUUAGCAAAUAUAAAACUGAUUCAAUGGGUAUAACAUUCUGAUCAGAUCUCUUUUCAUACAGAUUUGGCCAAUUUGCUUUAUACAUGUAUGUUGGAAUCUGUUUAUCAUUCAGGGGAAUUUGUACUGAGCUUGUAGUCUUUUCAUAGUGUGAUCAGUGCAAAUGAUUAGUAAGUCAUCUAUGUUUUUUUAUAUUUUUUUAUAUUGAAUUAUUUUGGUCAAGUAAAACAUUUCCUGUUUGAUAUCAUAUCAAAGUUUUUUUUUAAAUCUAAAUGCACCCCUUUGCUGUUGACUAGCUUUAGUUAUUUCAUAAAAUGGAAAGUUGUUUAGGAUGGAACAAAUACAGUUGAUAUGAAUGUUAGAAUAAGGCACUGUUGAGUUGGAGUUGUUUUAGUUUAGGUAAUGCUUUUGCUUUUGGUAAUCUAAUUUAAAAUGCGAAGCAAAGUGUUCUUUAUUUUGAUAUUAAUGAAAAAACUGUAUUUAUAUAAAGGCAUGGUUUGUAUUAGUGGCAAGUUUGUACAAAUAUAAUAUUAAUGGUAUUCAUAAUUAUGGUUGCACCUUGACAUUAAUAUUUCUUAUUUUGAAAAUGAAUAAGAGGCUGUUCUCACUCAGUUCCUUAAACUAGUUUAGUGGAAACUAGUUUAGUGGAAACUAGUUUAACGCUAAGUGAGAACGGCCGAAGCGCUCUUGGAAGCGCUCUUCCAAACCAGUUUGGAAGACCACCUCGCGAUGUAGUUUUCAAGAUCGCUUCGCAUCGGAAAAGUGGUUUUAGCGUAAGUGAGGACACAACCGUUCUUCGGGAAGCGAUCUUCGCACAUUUUGAGCGCGCUACUCCACACGACAGGUGUAGAAUGCCUAUGCUGCGGUUUCGAAUUUCGCGUGAAACGUGUCUCCCCACUGAGAGCGUUUCCAUAGCAACAAGAGCGCUAUACGUGAAGUGAUUUUGAAAACCACUUUCGUGUGAUCAAGUGAGAACGCUAGCAAAGCGAUCUUCCAAACUGGCUUUCUGAACCGGUUCCCAGUAAACUAGUUUUAGGAACGUAGUGAGAACAGCCUCUAACAUACCUAGUUAAAUCAUGAAUGUUUCAUUUUCUAAUGUGCACCAUAUUUAGGUUUG
Messenger RNA from Lytechinus pictus (painted urchin), 2715 nucleotides. Its product is annotated as nicotinamide phosphoribosyltransferase-like. Lineage: Eukaryota; Metazoa; Echinodermata; Echinoidea; Temnopleuroida; Toxopneustidae. Bases 1 to 1443 code for a protein of 480 amino acids. Gene Ontology annotation, biological process: NAD+ biosynthetic process. The transcript is spliced from 9 exons. The record is from RefSeq and is a predicted model, not a curated record. Gene Ontology annotation, molecular function: nicotinamide phosphoribosyltransferase activity.